CCCUGAGAGCCAACAGCCUCUGUGUCAUGAUGCCCUGGUACUGCUCCCCGCUUCUGCUCUUGCCCCUGCUCCUGGCCCUCUCAGUUGCAGAAGCCCAGGUGGAGGUGAGGAUAUCGCCCAGCAACCUGUUGGUUGAGUACGGCGGGAACCUGACGCUGACUUGCUCAUCAACAUGCCCAAUCUCUGAUGUCCAGCUGGGCCUGGAGACCUCGCUCACAAAGCACCAGGUGGACCAGGGGCAUAGCUGGGUGUUGGUCAACAUCAGCGAGUCACAAUCCGUGGUCCAGUGCUGGAUUGCCUGCAAUGGCACUGACAAAACAAUAGCGUCUGCCGAUAUCACAACAUACCGGGUCCCAAAGCAAGUGACACUGGAACUGCCACCCAUGCUAGAGAAGGGCAAGACCUACCCCGUGACCUGCAGGGUGGUCAAUGUGGCACCUGUGAGGAACCUCAGUGUGACCCUGCAUCUCGGGGGUCAGGUGCUACACACAAAGAACUUCCAGAAUUAUACCCCGGUUAAUGCUACCAACAUCAUGGCCACAUUCAACGUGAUUGCAGAGCGCGAGUACCAUGGGCAGGAUGUCACCUGCCACACGGCACUGGACCUGCGGCCCCAUGGGCCUCUCCUCAAGGAUGCCUCCACCCCAGCCAGCCUCAGCGUGUAUGAGACCGCAGCGCGGGUGGUGCUAGAGAUGACCCCAGAGAUGCAGCAGGGUAGCACCUACAACGUGACCUGCCGGGUAGAAAAUGUGGGGUCCCUGCAGAACCUCAGUGUGAUGCUAUACCGUGGGCACCAGAUCCUGCACGCAAAGACCUUCAGUGAUGAUCUGGGGGCCAGGCCCCAUGACAAGCUCGUGACCUUCAACAUGACUGCACGGCGCUACCACCAGGGCCAGAACAUCAGCUGCCAUGCGGUGCUGGACCUGGACCUGAAUGGGCACAGGCUGGUGGUUGAGGAGAGCAGCCCUUCGACCAGUUUCAGAGUAUAUGCCAACAGCCAGGCGCAGAUCGUCGCGCUCAGCAGCAUUGUGGCCUUAGUGAUAUUCCUGGUGGGCACUGGGGCUAGAGUGCUGGGGUGGCAGCUCCAGGCCCAGCAGAGAGAAGAGCGGAAGACUAGGAGCCUGGCACGGGGGGAGUGAGGACAGAGGCCUCAGGCUGCUGGGGGGGUGGGAAGUGGAGCCCAGAGGAGACACUGGCACAGGACAGGUCGGAAGCUCUGUCUUCCAGGUCUGUGGGGUCAUUAGCAAGGCCUCAUUAGCAGUGAACAAUAGAGAUUAAAGUUUUUAAGUAUGUGAA
Molecule: messenger RNA, 1296 nt
Organism: Alligator mississippiensis (American alligator)
Lineage: Eukaryota; Metazoa; Chordata; Crocodylia; Alligatoridae
Product: intercellular adhesion molecule 1
Exons: 6
Coding region: 27-1139 (370 amino acids)
Biological process (GO): cell-cell adhesion
Cellular component (GO): membrane
Molecular function (GO): integrin binding
Source: RefSeq, a predicted model, not a curated record